AGAAGAUAAAAAAGGCGAAGCUAACUUACAGUCCAUCGCUUUGACAACUUGAAUUUACAUUCCAGUGGAGAGAGAGAGAGAGAGAGAGGAAGAAAAAUGGCGAUUGCGGCAUCUCCAAACCCAGAGACAGAUAUGGAAACUAACCCUAAUAACCCUUCCGAUGGUCUGAAUCUUAAUGGUACCCCACUCGUCUGCCUUAUGAGGUUCGCAGGCGACUCGGCCGCCGGUGCUUUUAUGGGUUCAAUCUUCGGCUACGGUUCAGGAUUAAUCAAAAAGAAAGGUUUUAAAGGAUCUUUUGCAGAUGCAGGAUCUUCUGCUAAGACAUUUGCAGUUUUAUCUGGAGUUCAUAGUCUGGUUGUCUGUUUCUUGAAGAAACUGCGCGGAAAAGAUGAUGUCAUAAAUGCGGGUGUAGCUGGAUGUUGCACAGGCCUUGCUUUGAGUUUUCCAGGUGCACCACAGGCUCUUCUCCAGAGUUGCCUUACCUUUGGGGCCUUCUCUUUCAUUAUCGAAGGGUUGAAUAAGCAACAACCAGCACUAGCACAUCCACUCUCAAUGAGCAAGAGCAGCUUUACUCAUAAUGUUCUUCCUCCCUUAACAUUUCCGCUUCCCAAUGAUCUAAGAGAAGGCUUCGUUUCAUUUUGCCAAUCCUUAAAACAACCCAAGAAGGGUGGACAUCCAUCCACCAGCUAGAAGUCACUGGUAUACCUGGCUUUCUCAGGGGGCAAAAGUAUCUCUCGUGGGCAAGUGCCAUCUACACAUCCAUCAGUGGAUUGGGAAGCGAAGGCAUUUAUGCCAAUACACCAGAGGUAUGGGAUUGAUUUCAGAUCUGAUUUGGUAGCGCUGUGCCCAUUUCUGUUUUAAAGCGGGCACUUUUGUAUAUUGAGAGGGAAAUGUGGAACAUCAUUGUAAGCUGAAUAAUGGAAUAGGCUUCUUUCAUUUUGAUUUUGUACCUUUCACUGAAUCAAAAUGCCAAUUAAGGGCU
This is a messenger RNA of Telopea speciosissima, 982 nucleotides long. RefSeq names its product chloroplastic import inner membrane translocase subunit TIM22-2-like. NCBI's taxonomy places the organism in Eukaryota, Viridiplantae, Streptophyta, Magnoliopsida, Proteales, Proteaceae. Gene Ontology annotation, molecular function: transmembrane protein transporter activity. Gene Ontology annotation, cellular component: chloroplast envelope; TIM22 mitochondrial import inner membrane insertion complex. The coding region runs from base 97 to 690 and encodes 197 amino acids. The record is from RefSeq and is a predicted model, not a curated record. The transcript is spliced from 5 exons. Gene Ontology annotation, biological process: protein targeting to chloroplast; protein insertion into mitochondrial inner membrane.